This is a messenger RNA of Echinococcus granulosus, 669 nucleotides long. RefSeq lists its product as hypothetical. Bases 1 to 669 code for a protein of 222 amino acids. Lineage: Eukaryota; Metazoa; Platyhelminthes; Cestoda; Cyclophyllidea; Taeniidae. The transcript is spliced from 4 exons. The record is from RefSeq and is a predicted model, not a curated record.
AUGCUGCGGAGAUGGCAGUGCAACCGACGGGAACUGACGGAAGCUAACAAAGUUGUAAAAGCAUAUUGGCAAAGAGUAGGCCUCGACGCUGCUCGUGGUCACUCGUGUGCUUCAACUGUGGUGAGUCGUCUGGUUACUUGCAGCCGACCGCGAGAGGCGGUGGAGGCGGAGGUGGGCAUUUUGCGUCGGAAGGCGAACUCCACCAUAGCGACGGGGGCGCCGCCGCAGUACCUUCGCCUGGCGGCCUUGCCCCCGAGCCCUGACGGUGGCUGCCUCAAUCCCACCUGCGUUUCGGCAGCAUAUAUUCUAAGUCAAGUGCCUGUGUCUGGAACGCUGCCAAACGCACUUGUGGAACGCCUAUAUAAACACCGAGCUAGCUUCCUGCGUUCUGUUUCCGAAAUGACAUCGCUCCUCCUGGGAUUCCUCUGCCUUCUCGCCACGGCGGCUGGUCAGCAUUCACCCGUGGAUGCGCAACCAGUGGGCUUGUCCACGAACUGGCAACAGGAUGCCUUCUUCCGUCGGCAGAGAGCAAGUCUCAUGGAUUCCAAACAAGCGCUAAUCGCUAUGAUUAACGAGUUGAGGGAGACUAUAUUCAGGCAACAACUCCUCCUCAGCCAGUAUUUUCGCGACCAAGCAGCCCAGCCGGUUCAACACCCAAUUCCUGUGUGA